UUUAAUGUUAUUUUUCUUUUUACAGGAUUACAAAGCCAUUGACAUUUGCUGACUGUGUUGGUGAUGAGCUUCCUUUAGGAUGGGAAACUGUUUACGAUCAGCAGAUUGGGGUGUAUUAUAUGGACCACAUAAAUCAGCUUACACAAAUUGAAGACCCAAGGGAGCAAUGGAGAAGGGAGCAGGAACGCAUGCUAAAGGAAUAUUUAAUAGUUGCCCAGGAGGCACUUAAUGCCAAGAAAGAGAUUUACCAAAUAAAGCAGCAGCGUUUCGAACUGGCCCAAGAAGAAUAUCAACAAUUGCACAAAAUGUGUGAGGAUGACAACCGUUCUUAUGCGAGCUCAUUCUCUGGAUUUUCAACUAAUACCAAGUAUGACCCAUAUCAGAUUAAAGCAGAAAUAGCCAGCCGUCGUGACAGGCUUUCUAGGCUAAAACGAGAAUUGGCACAGAUGAAGCAAGAGCUGCAGUAUAAAGAAAAAGGAGUGGAAACUCUGCAAGAGAUUGAUCGUAAGAUGUCAAGUGCUCAUACAAAUUAUAGACUGGAUGAAGCGCAGGCUAUAAUGAGUGAGCUACGAACCAUAAAGAAAGCCAUAUGCACAGGUGAAAAAGAGAGGCAGGACCUUAUGCAGAGCCUGGCCAAGCUAACCGAUGGAUUCAGGAAUAGCUGUUGCAUUACAGAUUCCCUGCAGGAUCUCCAGCACAAUUCUAGUUCACUCAGUGAUUCCUGUUUACCUCAACAACACUGCGAUGCUUGUUCUCAGACUGACAUCACUGGGGAGUUUGGGUUCGAUGAUAAAACAAGACUUGUAGACAAAGUAAGACUCAACUGGCAAUAUGAAGAAGCCAAGAAAAGAGUUUCAAAUAUACAACAGCAGCUGGCCUUGCUAGACAAUGAAUCUUGGCCAGGAAUGGCUGAAGCGGACAGGGACCGUCUUCAGCUCAUCAAGGAGAAGGAGGCUCUCCUUCAGGAGCUGCAGCUCAUCAGUCAGCAGAGACGAUCCCCAGAAGACAUUGCACGUUUGGAGGAAGAAAAAAGACGUUUGGAGGAUGAAAUUCAGCGGGCUCGAGCAACCUCUGCUCAUGGGGCCACUGAAAGGAUAUUGUUACAGGAAAAGAGAAAUUGUUUGCUUAUGCAACUGGAGGAAGCUACACGUUUAACCUCGUAUUUACACUCCCAAUUGAAAAGUCUGUCGGCUAGCACCCUGACAAUGUCAUCUGGCAGCAGCAGGGGUUCCCUGGCCUCCAGCCGAGGUUCCCUGGCCUCCAGCAGAGGCUCCCUCAGCUCAGUCAGCUUUACGGACAUCUACGGCCUUCCUCAGUAUGACAAGUCAGACAGCGUUACAGACUACGGGCAGCAUUUGCGCUUUGACAUCAUUCCCUUUGAGUCUCUGACAAAGGACGUGCCGUACGCUGAUCCCAUUGGACAUUCAAAUUUCAAUAAGCAACGGAGGUCUCUGGAUACUCCUCAGUCCCUGGCAUCCCUGUCAUCACGGUCCUCUUUGUCAUCACUGUCCCCUCCAAGCUCACCUCUGGACACCCCGUUUCUUUCUGCAUCUCGAGAUUCUCCCUUGGCUCAGAUGUCUGAAGGCUUUGAGGAGAUUGCAGGCAUGGGAGCUCUGGAAAUGCUCAGAGCUCAGACCACAGCAUUGGGUGACGAUGAUGCACAAGGAACAAGUUCAUCUCAGAUGUCCUCUUACCCUGUCGACAGUGAAGGGGUGCGAGAAAUGGGCCCACAGCUGACUGCUGUCCAACCUAGUGGAGCUGUAACUCUGCGAGGAGACAGCGGUCGAAGAUCGGAGAGGAGAGCCAGGCGAGUUUCAGCAUGUCUCUCAGAUCAUUCACUGGCUAGUGACAGUGGCGUGUUUGAAGCUUUAAGCAAAAGGAAUGAAGAUAUGGAAGAGCCUGUUUAUGGUGAUAUUGCCAGUAAUGAAGAACCACAAAUACAUGUUGGAUUUCUGCAUGACAGUGGAAGCGAAUGUCUCUUAGUCCAUGUACUACAGCUGAAGAAUUUUACUAGUCUAGUUGUUAAGGAAAACUGCAAAAUUCAUGUGAGAGUUUAUUUGCCACCACUUGAAUCAGGCACACCAACCACUUACUGCUCCAGAGCCUUGGAAUUCCAAACUCCGCUAAUAUUUAAUGAAGUUUUCCGCAUCCCUGUGCAUUCAAGUGUUUUGAAACUGAAAUCACUUCAGCUGUACAUUUGCUCAGUUGAUCAUCAGCAACAAGAAGAAUUAUUGGGCAUUGCUCAGAUAAACCUGAGUGAUUUGGAGAGUUCUGGUGAGAUGCAGCUUCACUGGUACUCUGUUCAAAUCUUCACUGGUUCGGAUCCCCAGAGACCAAAGAACAAACACCAGUGUGAAGAAAGUAUUCCCCGGUCUUCUGGAAAUGUAACCGCAGUUAAAACAGAUGCAGUGACAGCCCUGUUAGCUAGGACGACUGCCCAACUGGAAGCAGUUGAGAGAGAGCUGGCAGAAGAGAGAGUGAAACUGGAGUACACUGAGGAGGAAAUCCUGGAGAUGGAGAGAAAGGAAGAUCAGGCAGAAGCCAUAUCAGAAAGGAGUUGGCAAGCAGAAUCUGUUGACAGUGGAUGCAGUAAUUGCACCCAGACUAGCCCUCCUUAUCCGGAGCCAUUUUGCGGGGAUUCAUUAGCUGGACACAUGUUUGCAACUCAAGCUGGGCAGUACAGUUCUGGAAAACUCCAGCCUCCACCAGUAAAGGUAAUGAGAGAAGGCACUGAGUAUGGGAACUGUACACUGCUGCUUGUUGAGUUUAAGUCCAAAUUGAUCUGGAGAGAAAUGUUAGCAAGUUUUAUAUUCAAUAUCUUUUCUAUUCAGCUAUAUCGCAGUGACAGUGACAGCUCGACUCUGCCAAGGAAAUCACCAUUUGUCCGGAAUACACUGGAGAGGCGUACUCUUCGGUAUAAGCAGUCCUGCAGAUCGUCUUUGGCUGAGCUUAUGGCAAGGACAUCAUUAGACCUGGAGCUGGAUCUCCAGGCAUCCAGAACUAGACAGAGACAGCUGAACGAGGAGAUAUGUGUCUUACGGGAGUUGAGACAGCGUCUGGAAGAUGCCCAGCUCAGGGGGCAGACAGAUCUGCCCCAUUGGGUCCUUCGGGAUGAGCGAUUCCGAAAUUUGUUGAAGGAAGCAGAGAGGCAGACACGGCAGACCAAAUUUGAACAUCACCAGGAGCAAGCAGCUGAAAAGAUGCUAAAGAAAGCAUCAAAAGAAAUAUACCAGUUGCGUGGGAAAAACCAGAAGGAGCCUAUUCAGGUGCAGACUUUUAGAGAGAAGAUAGCAUUUUUUACAAGACCAAGGAUUAACAUACCUCCUCUGCCGGCUGAUGAUGUAUGACAUGUUGCAUUGUAAACAUGAAGUAUUUAUCGCUUUUAUUUUAAUGAAGUUAUUAGAUUAGCCAAGUUUCUUUAAAAAAAAAAA
Meleagris gallopavo (turkey) is the source of this 3431-nucleotide messenger RNA. The record is from RefSeq and is a predicted model, not a curated record. Lineage: Eukaryota; Metazoa; Chordata; Aves; Galliformes; Phasianidae.